Dentiscutata erythropus is the source of this 272-nucleotide messenger RNA. The record is from the annotation of a GenBank genome assembly. Lineage: Eukaryota; Fungi; Glomeromycota; Glomeromycetes; Diversisporales; Gigasporaceae.
AUGAACCAAUUUGAUGAAUAUGAUGAGUUUUUGUUAGAUGAAAAUGACAAUAAUAGUUUAAACGAAAUGGAUGAGUUAUAUACUGACAUAUUACCAGAAGAUCAAUUAGAUAUUGAUAAUAUUAUGGAUUUACAAUAUGAAUUAUUUAACCCACAACUUCAACAAAAUAAUACUAUUAAUUUAAGCAAUAUGCAUAAUAAUGAACUUAUCGGCAAUAGGAAUUUUGAUAUCGAUGAAGUAAUGAAUGAAUUUGAUGAUAGCUUUUUUGAAUA